Messenger RNA from Dentiscutata erythropus, 327 nucleotides. The record is from the annotation of a GenBank genome assembly. NCBI's taxonomy places the organism in Eukaryota, Fungi, Glomeromycota, Glomeromycetes, Diversisporales, Gigasporaceae.
AUGGAGUUAUUAAGAUAUCAAUUGUUGAAAAAUUAUCUUCAAGAACAUAUAUUACUAAGAAAUUUAACUCCACAGAAACGACGAAUUUUACCUAUAAAAAGAAAUGAUACUGUUAAACGAAUUGAAAAAGCACAAGAGAGUGCUAAAAGAAGACACGAUAAUGAUUUAUCUACUAUAGAAGAAUUAAAGAAAGGAGACUUUGUAUUAGUAUACAAAGCUUCUCAACAGCAUUCGAAGAGUCACAAACUUCAUCCGAAAUGGAAGGGUCCUUUCGUCGUUCAGGUGUUAGAGAAAGGCGUGUUUAAACUUCGAUCUAUCGAUGGAAAA